Molecule: messenger RNA, 4656 nt
Organism: Clarias gariepinus (North African catfish)
Lineage: Eukaryota; Metazoa; Chordata; Actinopteri; Siluriformes; Clariidae
Gene: ptk2aa
Product: protein tyrosine kinase 2aa
Exons: 36
Coding region: 174-3608 (1144 amino acids)
Biological process (GO): signal complex assembly; protein phosphorylation
Cellular component (GO): focal adhesion; cytoskeleton
Molecular function (GO): protein tyrosine kinase activity; ATP binding
Source: RefSeq, a predicted model, not a curated record
CACGUUCAUCUGAGACCAAGAGGCUCUUCUGCAUGGCGGGAUUUCUCUGUUAGUGCAGUGUGGAAUAUAUAGAAACGUGGAUUCUGUAUAUGUGCCCGUGUGUGUGAGCACAGAUUGGAGUUUAGCAUAACACAGAGAGCUGGAUUACUAAGCAGUCAGAGUUCUCACCUUUAAUGGAAGGACUAUACCACGAUAUUUCAAGAAUUUCCUAUUACACAGAAUAUGACAGACACCUAGCGUACAGUAAAGGCAUGGCGACGGCGUACCUGGAGCCCAGCCUGAGCCACGGCGUGGGCGGGGGGGUCAAGUCCCGGCUCAGCGGGGGAACAGAGCGUUCCGCCCCCGCCCCAGACCGCGUCCUCAAGGUCAUCCACCACUUUGAGAGCAAGAGCGAACACAGCGAACACAGCACAUGGUGCAGCAACAUCCGCCACGGAGAUGCCACAGACGUCCGGGGGAUCAUACAGAAGAUCCUAGACAUCCACAAGGUGAAAUGUGUCUCAUGCUUCGGUCUUCGUCUGAGCCAUGUCCAAUCGGGCGAGGUCCACUGGCUCCACCCAGACAUGGGCGUGUCCCACGUCAGGGAGAAAUAUGAGCAGAACCGAUCACAGGACGAGUGGAGGUAUGAGCUGCGGAUUCGCUACCUGCCAAAGGGCUUCCUGAAUCAGUUUACCGACGACAAACCAACACUGAAUUUCUUCUACCAGCAGGUGAAGAAUGAUUACAUGUUAGAAAUAGCUGAUCAGGUCGACCAGGACAUCGCGCUCAAGCUGGGGUGCCUCGAGAUAAGGAGAUUUUACAGAGAAAUGAGAGGAAAUGCUUUGGACAAGAAAUCCAACUACGAGCUGUUAGAAAAAGAUGUCGGUCUCCGGCGGUUCUUCCCUAAGAGUCUGCUGGACUCAGUCAAGGCUAAAACCUUGAGGAAACAGAUCCAGCAGACGUUUAAGCAGUUCGCCAGCCUGAACGAUGAACAGAGCAUCCUUAAGUUCUUUGAGAUCCUCGCACCAGUGUACAGAUUCGACAAGGAGUGCUUUAAAUGUGCUCUUGGGUCGGGCUGGGUUAUCUCUGUGGAGCUGGCCAUCGGUCCUGAGGAAGGCAUCAGCUACCUGACAGACAAGGGCUCAACACCAACACACUUGGCCAACUUCACUCAAGUGCAGAGCAUCCACUACUCGUGCAUGGAGGAGCGCGAGAGGAAGGGCAUGCUGCAGCUGGAUGUGGCCGGGGCUGCUGAGCCUCUCACCGUCACCACGCCGUCCUUCACCACCGCCGAGAACAUGGCCGACCUGAUCGACGGUUACUGUCGCUUGGUCACCAACGUCACCCAGUCGUUUAUAGUCAGGCCACAGAAAGAGGGAGAGAGAGCACUUCCAUCUAUCCCAAAGCUUGGAAACAGUGAGAAGCGGUUAGAAGCUGUUCGAGCAGGAGUCCGUGCUAUCUCUGUAUCAGAGAAAGGGACAGAAGAAGGAAAGCGUGAGAGACUCUGCAGUGAGCGUGACUCUGCGACUCCGACGCCACCAAAAGCGGCUAAAGCUCGCCGCUUCCUCCUUCCUUUUGUCUUCUGCUCCCAUGAUUCUCCACCCAAGGAAGAUGUUAGUGGGGAUGAAACAGACGACUAUGCAGAGAUCAUAGAUGAAGAGGACACAUACACAAUGCCAUCCACCGAGUGGUAUGGAGUAGACAAAGCCAGAGAUUAUGAGAUCCAGCGGGAGCGUAUCGAGCUAGGCCGCUGCAUUGGAGAAGGCCAGUUUGGAGACGUGCACCAGGGGAUCUACGCCAGCCCAGAGAACCCUUCUCUGUCCGUGGCCAUCAAAACAUGCAAGAACUGCACCUCGGAUAGUGUGCGGGAGAAAUUCCUGCAGGAAGCCUUAACAAUGCGACAGUUUGACCAUCCUCACAUUGUCAAGCUGAUUGGUGUUAUCACAGAGAACCCAGUCUGGAUCAUUAUGGAACUCUGCACCCUUGGCGAGUUGAGGUCAUUCUUACAAGUAAGGAAAUACAACCUGGAUCUGGCGUCACUGAUUUUAUAUGCACACCAGUUGAGCACAGCUUUGGCUUACCUGGAGAGCAAGAGAUUUGUGCACAGGGACAUCGCUGCCAGGAAUGUGUUAGUGUCUUCCGCAGACUGUGUGAAACUCGGAGACUUUGGACUCUCCAGGUACAUGGAGGACAGCUCUUAUUACAAAGCCUCCAAAGGGAAACUGCCGAUCAAAUGGAUGGCUCCAGAAUCUAUAAACUUCCGCCGCUUUACCUCAGCCAGUGAUGUGUGGAUGUUCGGAGUGUGCAUGUGGGAGAUACUCAUGUAUGGCAUCAAGCCCUUCCAAGGUGUAAAGAACAAUGAUGUAAUUGGACGAAUAGAGAAUGGCGAACGCUUGGCCAUGCCUCCCAACUGCCCCCCUACCCUUUACAGCUUGAUGACCAAAUGCUGGGCGUACGACCCGGGCAAGAGGCCGCGCUUCACAGAACUGAAGACCCAGCUCAGCACGAUUCUGGAUGAGGAGAAAGCUCAGCAGGAGGAACGCAUGCGUAUGGAGAUGAGGCGUCAAGUCACGGUGUCCUGGGACUCCGGUGGAUCAGAUGAUGCUCCUCCUAAACCCAGUCGGCCAGGUUAUCCAAGUCCCCGGUCCAGUGAAGGGUUCUUCCCAAGUCCUCAGCAUGCAGGCCAGCACAAUCACUACCAGGGAUCGGGUUACCCUGGAUCUCAUGGCAUGCCGGCAAUGCCCAGUGGAGGAUACCCAGCCCAGGCCUCUGUUCUGGAGUCACACGAGACCUGGAACCACCACAGACAAGACGUACCUGUUUGGUCUCCUAAUAUGGAGGACGGAGGUGCUCUGGACAUGCGGGCGCUGGGACAGGCGCUGCCACCUCAUCUGAUGGAGGAGAGAUUAAUGAUGCAGCAGCAGCAGAUGGAGGAGGAUCAACGCUGGCUGGAGCAGGAGGAAAGCUUCCUGAAGCCAGAGUCCAGGAAUUCAAGGGGCAGUAUUGACCGCGAGGACGGUGCUCUCCAGGGGCUGACGGGAAAUCAGCACGUAUACCAACCUGUGGGCAAAGCAGAUCCCGGAGCUCCACCUAAAAAGCCUCCUCGUCCCGGCGCUCCGACUCACCUGAGCAGCACAGCCAGCAUCAGCCCCGUAGACAGCUAUAACGAAGGCAUCAAGAUCCAGCCUCAGGAGAUUAGUCCACCACCCACAGCCAACCUCGACCGCUCCAAUGAUAAGGUCUAUGAGAAUGUGACUGGACUGGUGAAGGCGGUGAUAGAGAUGUCCAGUAAAAUCCAGCCUGCUUCCCCUGAAGAAUACGUGCCCAUGGUGAAGGAGGUGGGACUGGCUCUGAGAACGCUGCUCGCGACUGUGGACGAGACCAUCCCUAUUUUACCGGCCAGCACCCACAGAGAGAUCGAGAUGGCUCAGAAGCUGUUGAACUCGGACCUGGCCGAGCUGAUCAAUAAGAUGAAGCUGGCGCAGCAAUACAUGCUCACGAGCCUGCAGCAGGACUACAAGAAACAGAUGCUCACAGCGGCGCACGCCCUCGCCGUCGAUGCCAAGAACCUGCUGGACGUAAUCGACCAGGCCAGGCUGAAAAUGAUCACUCAAACACGGCCACACUAGGAAAAAAAAAGGCAAGUUUAGGAGACAGGGACCCUAUGAUGCAGCACAGGACACGAGGGGACGCAAUGUCCACUGCUGGGACUAUAUGGUGAUGUUGUUUACUGAAUCACAGCACCAGUGGCUCUCGACAUGAAACACACCUGUACGCCGGACGUCUCACUACAAGAAUAUGAAAUAUGAAGCCUUUUCUAUAGAGACUUAAACACAGUAUGUUCAGCGGACUCAGAGAUACAGAGUCAUGCUAAUCAUGUUUUUAUUGUCCUGUUUGUGCUGGCUGUUUGCUUUCUUUUUCUUUUCUUUUUUUUUCCUUUUAAAAUAAGUCCAGAGAUGAACUCCAGCAACGGAUACUUUUAUCUGAGAAAACAUCACAACUGGAAUCCACAUGGAGCUAAUGCAGAGCCUGGAACAGCAUGAGCUCUAACCCAAAGGUGUAUCGCAGACACUCACCCACUUCCUGUUCUGAACUGUUGUACAGCAGAGUCUGCCAUUGUUCUGAUUUACACACACACACACAUACGCACAUCGAGGCUCACACUGUUCUUUUUAUCCUCUGACUUCCACUCAGGGGGCACCUUGAGGCACGGCACGACACAUCAUGCUGUUUAUCGUCAUCAUAUUCCGCACAAGAAUGCAUAUAUUUUUUAAAGAAUUGUCUAUGGAAUUAAGAUUUAAAAAAAAUGUGUAUCUCUAAUACUGGGGUAUUAAUGGGUAGAAGAAAAAUGUCAUCAGGGACUGUUAAAAAAAAGAAACUGAAUUUAGUAAACACCUCUUCUUCGUAUCAGACAGUAAAGCACAAUUUUAGUAGCUUAAGACCUUUUUCUUACUCACUGCUUCCUCAAAGUAAAUCUGGUAAAUGUAGAAAUGGUCCACAUUUGCCACCAAUAUCUCUGCGUCUUUCCCCAGGCUGAUCACCUCGGUCACGUCACGUCACCCCCCUGUGUAUAGUACAAUCUAUAAAUGAAUCCUCUUUGUCACUCUGAUAAAUUAUUCUCAGGAAACAAAACUGACUGUACAGAACCUUUAACUAAUAAAAUGUGUUACUCUUGUA